Molecule: messenger RNA, 1716 nt
Organism: Frankliniella occidentalis (western flower thrips)
Lineage: Eukaryota; Metazoa; Arthropoda; Insecta; Thysanoptera; Thripidae
Exons: 4
Biological process (GO): cell-matrix adhesion
Cellular component (GO): cell surface
Source: RefSeq, a predicted model, not a curated record
UGGGUGCCGGUGCUGGUGCCAGGGCUGUUCGCGGUGCCCGAGUUCUCCAGGACGACCACGACGACGGCCACCCCCAACACGACGCGGGCCGCGAGCUCGAGCGGGCCCAGUGGACCUCUGCCUGGCACCGUGACGUGUGCCACGGCGGAGCAGGCGGGGUCCGCGUCGGCGCUCCCGGCCGCCUCCCUGCGCGCCAUCCAGCCGCAGCAGGCGCUGUCGUGCAUCGCCUUCCUGGGCAAGGACCCUCUCGGCGAGGACCAAGCGCGCGCCGUCUGGGACCUGCUGCUGCAGGCCUACGAGACGGCCGACAUGGUCCCGGAUGAGACGCUCCGCCUGCUCGGGUGGGUGGCCGCCGGCAUUCCCCCGGAUCACAUCGCCAACCUGUCGCUGAGCGAGUUCGACACGGUGGCGGCCCUGGGCGUCUUCCACAACCUCAGCUUGGACCAGCUGUCCGCCAUGGCGGAUUCCGUGCGCUUCCAGUGGUCGGCCAAGGAGCCCGAGGACCUCAGCUACCUGGACCUCACGGCCCUCAACCACAUCCUGUGUGGUUUCAACGCUUCGGACGUAGCGCGCAUCCAUGCCGACGCAUACAAAGAGGCGGCGAGCUCGUUGUCGCUGCUGCGCUGUCCGGGGACGCCAGGCGCUGCGCCCGUGCCGGGAGUGGGCGGGAGCUCGGGAGCGGACCUGGCCAACCCCAACCCAACCCUCAACGCCCUGCCUUCCCUGCGCGUCCUGGCGUCCAUGGCGGAGAGCGGGGACGCGUUCGGCGACCCGGCCAGCUGGUCCGCGGCCACGGUACGCGCCAUCGGCUGCGUCCUGGUCGGCCUCCCCAGCGCCUCUCUGGUGCGCAUCCCCGUCCACUCCAUGCAUGCCAUGCUCCAGGCCCUGGCCGGCGCCGAUCAGCUCAUCGUACGCAAGUGCAUGUACGGCACGCCCGUCAUCGCCCAGCGGCUGUCAUCCGCCGAGCUGCCGCUGCAGAGCGCGUCCACCUCCACCGCGGUGCCGACCUUGAUGGGCGCCUCGCCGUCCAACUCCACGACCAGUAGCAACAGCAGUGUUCCUCCUGGCGCACCUGGCAUGCCCCACCCGGCAGGACUCGCCGACCAAGCAGUCCGAAACGGAACCCAACAGGGGUCACGACCGGCUGUUCCUGGCUCGGGGGUCUCUGUAUUCGACCAAUAUUCUCGGUUUUCACUUCUGGCUGCCACAGUGGUGACAGCCAACAUUUGGGUCAGUCUAGAAUGAUAUAUGGUCGGGGAAAAUUCUUUUUUAAAAAAGGCAAUUUGGUUUUCAAUUUAUGAUGGUUUACUUUUAUCUUUUCACAACUGAACAGUAAAAUAAAGGUGUAUAUAAUAUCAAUAACUUUCAAGUUCAUUUAUGUUAUAUUUGUAUACAUGGAAUGUUGAUACCAAUAUGCAGAGUAUCGCCUGCAAUACAGCUGCUAAAAACAGAAUUCUUAGGAUCGUAAAUGCAAUCAACUGCUCGCCAGAACAUAAUGCAAAGUAAAGCUACCAAUAUUUGUAACUGAUCAGUACAAAAUCAUCUCUGUUUUUAUAUAGAUCACAAUAAAGUACUUUGAGAAAGCAGAUCCAAUAAGUUGGUCCAAAAGAAUUACAAAGAAUUUUUCAUUCAUCAUAUACUGAACCAAAUUAAAGAAGAAAUUAAGGCUGUGUUGUAAAAUCAUACUAAGGCUAAAUACAGUACUACAGAAGCCUU